This is a messenger RNA of Polyodon spathula (Mississippi paddlefish), 5074 nucleotides long. RefSeq names its product cytospin-B-like. The transcript has 6 exons. Gene Ontology annotation, molecular function: protein binding. Gene Ontology annotation, cellular component: filamentous actin; microtubule organizing center. NCBI's taxonomy places the organism in Eukaryota, Metazoa, Chordata, Actinopteri, Acipenseriformes, Polyodontidae. Bases 283 to 2346 code for a protein of 687 amino acids. Gene Ontology annotation, biological process: actin cytoskeleton organization. The record is from RefSeq and is a predicted model, not a curated record.
UUUUCAGUACAGCACUAGCUGGCUAAUUAACUACACAAGGCUGUUUGCAGAGUAUAGUAUUGUCAUCAGGCAGGAGGAGUGUCCACAGCAGAAGUAACAGGCUGUCCGCAGUGCCAGAGCAGGAAAGAAUGCGUGUCCUUUUACUAAACCAGUAACUCUAGCCUACACAUUGUGGAUUAUUUGAUUAGAUUUUCUAACUACUUGAGUAACUUACUUACCUGCUGCCCAGUAGUAUAACCAAUGGAUUAACCUAUUAACCAGAUCCAAGGUACAGCAACAGCAAUGGGAAACCAAGCAGGAAGAUUGGAGGAGCUGGAACAAGGAGUUCCAUCUGCAAAGAGGUCCGGGAUUCCAGCCCCUAGAGAAAUACCGUCCACCAUGUCAAGGGACCGAGUUUCACUACGAGAUCAGUUACGGGCAUCUGGCACUAGGAAAAUGCUGCCUAGCGCUAGCACUUCAAGCAUUUCAUCACUGGCCAAGCACACCCGCACCCCCGUGAAAACGAAAGCGGACAACGAAGUGAACGACAAGACGGUCCUGGAGUGCCAGGUCAAAGAACUCCUCGCCGAAGCCAAAGUCAAGGAAUUUGAAAUCAGCAAGCUGCGCACUGAGCUGCAGCGCUUCAAAGACAAAGGGACGCCAGAUGCAGAGUCCCCUGAGAGCCUAGAUCAGGAGAUGGAGAAUCUGUUGACCCAUCCUGCCGAGCUGCAGUCCCUGGUAAAAAUGCUGCGCGAGAAAAACCGAUCUUUCCAGCAUGAGCUUGCAAUGCUCAGGGAGGAAAACCAGCUUAUAAAAGAAAAACUCUUAAUGUUGGAAUUGUCACCCCUCUCAAGCAGCGAUGGUACUAACAGCCUCCCAGCCUCUUUAGGUAACCCCACCAAGCAUCCAGUAAAUGGGGUCAUUCUGGACAGUGCAAGGCCUCCCGUCAAUUGCAAUCCUUUAAAGAACUCCACCUCUUCAAGCAGUGAUAUAACCAAGGGCUCUCCUUCUCCCGAUUCAUCUGAGUUUGAGAACAUAGUCCCAUCCAGGACUUACUCAGUUAGCAGCGGUAUCGGUAAGGACAAAGGCUCUGGCUGUCAAAAUACGCCACACUACGCCAGAGAGCUGUCUAUGGAGUGCCUCACAGAGCAGAUCCAGAAGAUGGAAGAGAGCCACCACAGCACAGCCGAGGAGCUGCAGGCCACCUUACAGGAGCUCUCAGACCAGCAGCAGGUGGUGCAGGAGCUGACUGCCGAGAACGAGCGGCUGGCCACGGAGAAGUCCCUUCUGCAGAGCUCGCUGAGCCAGCAGAGGGAGCGGGUGGAGCACCUGGCCCAGAAGAACGAGGGCCUGAUGAGCCGUCUGCAGGAGCAAUCCCAGAGUGAGGAGGCCGAAGCCAGAGCUGCGAGGAUUAGAGAGCUGGAGCAGAGGUAUGCCGAACUGGUGGAGAGCUCCAGGUUCGAAAGAGAGAAGCUGGUUGACAUCCAGCAGCAGCUGACAGGCAGCCUGAGAUCUUUGGAGAAGGAGCACCAGGAAAGUCAAGGGCUCAUCAAGAGCUUGAAGGAGGAGAAGGAGCACCUUCAAAGAAAGCUAGAGGCAGAGCAGGAGGCCAACAAUAAGGUUACCAGGAUGUUUGAGGACUGCACAGCCAACACAGAGGUGCUGAAGGUGGAAAAUGGGAAGCUGAAGGUGCAGCUGGAUGUUGAGAAGCAGAAAGUGGUGGAGCUGAAAGCGAUGCAGAGUGCGAGUGAUAAUUCUGAGUUACAGAACCUGCUGAAGGCAGCGCACUCAGAGAAGGAGAGGUUAGACCUAGCUUGCACAGAACUCAAACAGGAGCUGCUGCAGGCCAGCGGGGAAGCUGAUCGGGUGCAGGGAAUGUUGAACAAGGCGGAGGUGGAGUGCCAGCAGCUGCAGAAGCUCUGUGACCAGCAGAGGGAGCAGCUGAGCAGCAGUGCCCACAAGCUGCAGGAGAGGACCUGCGAGAAGGAUUCAGAGAUCAAGGACUUGAAGGAGACCAUCUUCGAGCUGGAGGACCAGGUGGAGCAGCACCGAGCUGUCAAACUGCAUAACAACCAGACCAUCAUGGACUUGGAGAAUCAAGUUCUGAAAUUGGAAGAGCAAAAAAUGGAUCUGGAGAAACGACUAAAGGCACUAAACAAACAGAUGAAGGAAGACGCAGAGGAGUGGAAACGGUUCCAGGCUGACCUGCAGACAGCGGUGGUGGUGGCGAACGAUAUCAAGAUUGAAGCUGCGCAGGAGGUGAGGGCACUGCGCAGGAGCCUGCAGGAGGAGCAGGACCACAGCGCUAGCCUGGCCCGAGAGCUGCAGGAGCUGCAGGGGAGCAGAUCCAGCCUCGGAUCAAGUUAACCUGCAGAGUUGUGCACCUGUCUUAUUGUAAACUGUGCCGCUUGUGAACAAAAACAGCAUUUUCACACAAGUCUUCAUCAGUAUUAAGUGACAAAAAUCAUACCUCCUUUUAUUAUUUUUAUACCUUGUGGAAAAGAUCUCUGAACCACUGGAAGAAUCAGUCUCAGUGACUAUUUAGACUCUACCAAGCUUUCACUUUCCCCAGAUGAACCUUUUUAUACCAAAUAUAUCUAUUCACUUAAAAACAAACAAUUUUACUACUUAGAUAUUUUUUUGUAUGUUACAUUCUUCUAUUUUUCUGAAACUAUGCUUAUGUUUACUGUUUAAAAGUCACCUUAAUUGAUACUGUAUAUGUUUGUGGAAAGCCUUUCUAGAUAUACAGGGAAUAUAUAUCAUGUAUAUUAAUGAUGCUGACAGUGCACAUAGAACUGUCAGGCUGUUACUAUGGAGAUACUACCACUUGUAUGUUGGUCGUUUCCUUUUCAAUUGUGGAACAUACAGUACCUGUGCUUUGUCAUGUGACUCUGUUUAUAUACAUAUCUGGAAUUAAAUGAAAACAUAUCCAUUCUUAACAAUGCAGGUGACUGUAUAAACAAAGUUAUGGUUUUUAUUUAACUAUCAUUUCUAAUACUAUACUGUGUAGAAAAUGUUGCUCUUCGAAUAUUCACAGGGACUUUGAUUGUUUGAACUAGUGGAUUUCUUUGUGGUUUAUGAAAUGCUGCUUAAGAAAUUAUAUUGUGUGUGUGAGAUAUAUAUAUAUAUAUAUAUAUAUAUAUAUAUAUAUAUAUAUAUAUAUAUAUAUAUAUAUAUAUAUAUAUAUUAGUAUACUAUAUUAGGAUAGACAGAUAUUACUUACUCAAAGAAAAAAGGAUACUUAAAGUAUGUUCAAAAUGAAAAUUAAGUUAUUUAAUUUAUUGAAAGUACAAGUGAUUUAUAUAAUUGUUUAACUAUAAUUAUAAGAAUCGUUGAGUGUAGUAUCAUCUUAUUCUGAUAUAGUGACGGCUUCCAAAGCAAUCCAGUCUUUUUUGUUUGGUAUAGGUGUUGUAAACUUUAUUACACGUAGUACACAUUUUUUACCACUUGGUGGCAGAUAAAAUCAUUGCUAACCCAUAUAAAGCAGCCCUCCUGAAUACAUGAUGCGGCUGUCUGAGAAGGAGAGCCACAGGCUAAUUGUACUAUAGAUGUCAAACCAUGCCAGAUUAACCCUGGGCACACGUCCGUGGUAAAUCUUAAAUUAGCAACCCUGACAUGUGGUGAGGGCCUCAGUCACCAGAUCGUAAUUGCAUUUAAUAGCUAAUGAAACUAAUGAAUCACCUAGCACUGCUGUAACAGGUAAACAAAUUAGGAGGAUUCAAGGCGAUACAGAUUAUACACGUACGUGAUCAACGAGUGUAGCACAUGGGUAGUCUUGUUUUUGUCUUGGAAUUGCACUUGCUGUUGUAGCGGUGCCAGUUUUUGCUUUAUCAUUAAAUAGCUGUAUGUUGGCAGAUGCACAAUCCAUUCCCAGGUAUAUUUGCACAAAAAAGUAGUAAUAGCUGAAUUGUAUCUGAUAUUGGAUAUAGAAUCAUAACUGCCAGGCACAGCUUUAGGAAAUAGGAAAUCCUAGUAGAAUUCAUGACUGUUGCUGUUCUCUGGACAUCGUUGCUGUAAAGCCCAGUACUUGUGCAUUAUUUAUUUAUAUAAAAGUGUACAAAACCCUAAGGAGAGUCCAUAUUGUAAAGAUUUGAAUAGCGGCGGUUUUCAGAUAUGCGUCCGUGUAAGUUUAACAGUGGGUGCUGGUUCCAGCAGGAGAUUUAGUGCUGACACACAGGGCAUGGCUUUCAAGAGCUUCUAAUGGAAUUACAUGACCUCUUAGCUCUCACUUUGGGUUCAGAGCAAUCAGUGAUUAACGUGACAUGGUGAUCUCUGAUCAGCUUUCCUGUUGUUCAACCCGUGCAAGUUCAAUAGCUGUGAUGUCUAGGGACCCCGUUACUCCAGUACAAGCUCCUUUCCUUCCUGUUCACAUAACCUCUGCAUGGUUCAGAACGGUGAAGGGUCAUUCGCCAGAAAAGAAUUGUGAAUGCCCUUGAAACUAUUCUUAAUGUACAAGAAUGUGAUGCUUUAAUGCACAGGAAUAUGAUGCCUUGAGAAUAUUUGCUACUCGGUUUGAGUCGCCAUUACUUGAGUGUUUCUUUGUGAAACGAUUAUCUGAAAUGUAUGUGUCCAGCAGUAUAAAGUUCUACACAUCUGCAUUGUGGAAUCCUUUGUGUAUAGCAAUGUUAUUGUGUAAUGUUUUGAUCACGUAUUAAUAUGUUUCAUUUGUAAAAUGAGAUUGAAGCCCUCUGCGUGCCUUUAGACCAAUACAAUUGCACACAAGAGCCCCUCAUUUUAAUGUCUCAUCCAAGCCCUGUACCUUAAAGUGUGCUACCAAGGUGCCACAGUCGUGAAUGGAAGGGUGAGAGAACUGUUUGGGCAAUCCUUGAACUUAGAGCAUGUGCUGGAAUCAAAGCCUUAAACCUGAAAUCUAUAAAGAGAAACGAAGUCUCUUUCAACCACUGUGGCACAUAAUCACUAGCCAGGGCUCUUACUGCACUGCUCAAGUACCAAUGAGUUUAGUUUGUUUCUUUAGUUUUUUUUUUAAAUAUAUUGACAAAGAAAUUUACAGGAAAUAAUGUUGUUUUUAUCGUUUAUUGUUGUUCUGUACAAAUGUAUACCUUUUUCAAUGUAAUAAAUAUGAAAAUGUUUGUAA